Messenger RNA from Neoarthrinium moseri, 1143 nucleotides. RefSeq lists its product as uncharacterized. The transcript is spliced from 2 exons. The coding region runs from base 1 to 1143 and encodes 380 amino acids. Gene Ontology annotation, biological process: ubiquitin-dependent protein catabolic process. Gene Ontology annotation, cellular component: cytosol; proteasome regulatory particle, lid subcomplex; nucleus. Lineage: Eukaryota; Fungi; Ascomycota; Sordariomycetes; Amphisphaeriales; Apiosporaceae. The record is from RefSeq and is a predicted model, not a curated record. Gene Ontology annotation, molecular function: structural molecule activity.
AUGAAUGUCGACACCAUCUCCGACUUCCUCGCCGACCAACGGGACGAGGCACCCGAGGAGCUCCAGGGCCUCAUCAUCCAGUUCGAGAACCUGUGGGAGCGCAAGCUAUGGCACCAGCUGACCGACGCCCUCGUCGAGUUCUUCGAGAACCCCGCCAGCCAGAAGCAGCGCCUGCAGUUCUACAAGGUCUUUAUCCUCAAGUUCGCCGACAAGAUCAACCAGCUCAAGCUUGUCGACCUGGGCCUCAAGGCCGCCUCGGCGUGUAGAGAUGACCAGGAACGGCUGUCCUUCCUCCAGGACCUCGCCAAAAAGGUCGACAGCGAGACCUCACAAGACGCCUUCGUCUACGCCACGAUAGCCGUCGGCCUGAUGAAGCUAAAGGUUGACGAUGAGGAUGGCGCCCGCAAAGACCUCGACAGUGCCGAGAAGAUCCUCGACACCUUCGACAGCGUCGAGACAAAGGUCCACGCCGCCUUCUACCGCACCAACGCCAUGUACUACAACUCGGUCCAGGACUACGCCUCCUACUACCGCAACGCUCUGCUCUACCUCGCCUGCAUAGACCUCAGCACCCUGUCGCCCGCCGAGAGGAAGAACAGGGCCUACGAGCUCGGCAUCGCCGCCUUGGUCUCGGACUCCAUCUACAACUUUGGCGAGCUGCUACAACAUCCCAUCCUGGCCGCCCUCAGCGGCGACGCCGAGUGGCUGCGCAACCUGCUUCUUGCCUUCAACCGCGGCGACCUGGCCGCCUACGACACCCUGUCCGGCCACAUCUCCUCCAACGAGCUCCUGGCCGAGCACGAGACCGAGAUUAGGCAAAAGAUCUACCUGGCCGCUCUGACCGAGGCCGUGUUCCGCCGGCCACCCCACCAGCGCGCCAUGACCUUUGACGCCAUCAGCGCCGACACCAAGGUCCGCAUGAAUGAGAUUGAGCACUUGGUCAUGAAGGCCUUGAGUCUGGGCCUGGUCAGGGGGACGAUCGACGAGGUGGACAAGCUGGUCAACUUCACUUGGGUGCAGCCGCGCGUGCUCGACAUGACCCAGGUCGCCAGCCUGGGCGCGAGGCUGGGCGAGUGGGGUGAGAACGUCAAUAAGCUGGGCAACUGGAUCGAGGCCACGGGACAAGACAUCUGGGCUCCGUGA